This is a messenger RNA of Anneissia japonica, 2486 nucleotides long. RefSeq names its product cationic amino acid transporter 4-like. Gene Ontology annotation, molecular function: amino acid transmembrane transporter activity. Gene Ontology annotation, cellular component: plasma membrane. NCBI's taxonomy places the organism in Eukaryota, Metazoa, Echinodermata, Crinoidea, Comatulida, Comatulidae. The transcript is spliced from 2 exons. The coding region runs from base 687 to 2486 and encodes 599 amino acids. Gene Ontology annotation, biological process: amino acid transport; transmembrane transport. The record is from RefSeq and is a predicted model, not a curated record.
CCUACAUUAGCUUCAGAGUGUUUUUCUGCUUUUUACGGUAAUUGAUACCCAAUAACCUGUUUCUUCAAUUGAAUAACCGUUGAUUUUUUUUUGGUGAAAAUUCCAUGCUCAGUACAUAUGCCUACUUAUUCCUAACGAUUUAUACAUUCAUCAUUUCAUUUUUUAUUCGAUCAACAUUUACAAUAAUUGACAAUAAAAUGUAUGUAAAAAAUCGAAUGCUGGACAGAGUUAACUUAAGAAUGAAAUAGGCAGUGAAUGGCGUGUUUUGGUAGCGCACGGUUUUAGGCCUAGUGAAAUAUACCGUGCCUUUGUAAAACCAGUGAUUGCCAGACAAUGAUGGGCUUUCCUAACAUUCUUGUGGUCUUUUCUUCAUCGCUAUGUAUUGUCAGGGUGCAGUCAUAUUUCUGCUCCUUUGUAUUGUUAACGUUCUACUCGGUUGAAUGAGUUUCAAAAGAGUUAACCACAGGAUAAAAGUUAACAAAAAGUGCAAAUUUACUCCCACUCUCAGAUCUUAGCACGAACGCUUGGAAAUGUCACUAUGGCAUGAAUUACAAAUCAGGACUAGGUGCGUACAGUGGCCACAAUUGGUCUUGUUUUGCUGACUAAGUAAUGGCCUAUACUCUCUGGAAUUAUUGCAGUGGAUAAGACAAUUGUAUUGUUUUACUAAAAUAUCUGUUACUUCAUUUAUGGCUUUUAAAGGAAUGGCAUAUUACCAAAAGUUCUUCCGACGCAAGGGAUUAAAACCGGUACAUGCAACGCAACGAUUGAAGCGAUGUCUGACUACACUUGAUCUGGUUAUAUUUGGUACCGGGAACAUGUUAGGUGCUGGUUUAUAUAUUGUUACUGGAGAGGUUAUUCGAUCGUACGCUGGGCCUUCGGCUAUUUUAUCUUUCGUAAUAGCGGGAACAAUUGCAUUUUUUUCGGCACUGUGUUACGCUGAGCUAGCUGCUCUUCUACAGAUUUCCGGCUCAGCAUAUUAUUACGUGUACGUGGCAUUGGGUGAAUUUCCUGCAUUUCUAGUCGGUUGGAAUCUUAUACUUGAAUGUUUAAUAGGUGCAGCUUGCGCAGCAUCUUCAUGGAGUGCAUAUCUUAAUGAAUUAGUUGAUGCUAAAAUUGGGAACUAUACUGUAGAGUAUCUCUUAGACGGUGAGCCUUGGGAUUCUAACAUCCUGCUUCCAUAUCCCGACAUUGUAGCAGGAAUCGUGUCAUUACUUGCCUCUAUGUUAACUGCCAUUGGAGCAAAGGCUACCUUACGUUGUAAUGUUGUGUUUGUGAUUGUAAAUAUAUUGGUUGUUGUUGGAAUCUCCGUUGUUGGUUUUCAAAAUGGCAUUGUAGAUAAUUUAACUCAACCUGAUGGUUUCUUUGCGUAUGGUGUGCUCGGUGUUUUGUCAGGAAGCGGGUUCUGUUUUUAUUCAUUUAGUGGUUUUGACGCACUGUCUAUUGCCGUUGAAGAAACAGAGAAUCCUGCUAAAAGUGUGCCAGUCGCCACAAUCAUUAGCAUGUCCGUGACCACUGUAACGGCUGUUAUUUCUUGCCUUUCAUUGACUGUCCUCCGACCAUACUUCAACGUGGAUCCUGCGUGGUCUUUUCUUGAAGCGUUCGAGACAUUAAAUAAUAGUUAUAUAUCCUAUGCUCUUCUAAUAUGUGUUUUAACGGGUAUAUCUGCAUUAGUUGUAGCACACCUGUUUACAAUGCCACGGAUUGCUUUAUCGAUGGCUCGUCAUGGUUUACUGUUUUCAUGUUUAGCGACAAUUAGCCAGAGGACUGGAACGCCCGUUGUAACUAUUGGUUUAUUUGGUAUCAUUCCAGCCGCUCUAUCUAUUUUUAUUCGCUUUGACGUCCUUAUUGAGCUGCUUUCUAUAGGUAUUUUUGUGGCUCACAUUGCAGUAGUGUGUUCAGUUAUUGUUUUGAGAAAUGAAAAACUAGAUUUAGCGACGGAACAGUUGGAGGAAACACUUCCAUUGAAGCGAACAACUCUUUCAUAUAGAGGAGGAUUAAGAAUACGAACAGAAUCUGAAACAGAAGCAGAUUUGUUGAAGAAUAAGGAGGAAGACGAUGAUGAUGUCGAUUCAAACCCGGGAUAUAAGCCAGUUGAGGUAGUAAAUAGCUGGACAUAUAUGCUAGACACAACGAGUAUAAAUACUUGGUUACUGCUAUUUAUCAUAUUCAAUACUGCAGCCACUGCAAUACUUAUCAAUCUACCAUCCAAGGUGAAAUAUCCUCUCUUAUUCUGGAGUAUGGUCGCUGUUGGAAGCAUCGUUUUCGUGAUUGGAUUAAUAUGUUUUCUAUCCGUUUCUCGUGCUAAAGGUGAAACAAACAAAAGGAAUUUCAAGGUUCCUGGCAUGCCGUAUUUACCUGGAAUUGUUAUCACUCUCGAGUUGCUACUAAUGGUCAACCUCAAAGCAUUAGCUUGGCUUCGCCUUUUCGUUUGGAGUAUCAUUGGUAAGAAUUAUUUAAUUAUCGCAUUAUCUAUUAGCACUUUUUAG